Dioscorea cayenensis subsp. rotundata (Guinea yam) is the source of this 1045-nucleotide messenger RNA. RefSeq lists its product as uncharacterized. The transcript has 7 exons. Gene Ontology annotation, cellular component: SNARE complex; endoplasmic reticulum. Gene Ontology annotation, molecular function: SNAP receptor activity. Gene Ontology annotation, biological process: retrograde vesicle-mediated transport, Golgi to endoplasmic reticulum. Bases 78 to 932 code for a protein of 284 amino acids. The record is from RefSeq and is a predicted model, not a curated record. Lineage: Eukaryota; Viridiplantae; Streptophyta; Magnoliopsida; Dioscoreales; Dioscoreaceae.
CAUUAUAAACCAAAAGAUCUGAUAUUAAUUUUCCCCCAAAUCAAGAACCUAAUCAAAUCAAAAUCGUCGGGUUGGAGAUGGAUGAAGUGGUGCAGGCCGUGGCAGAUCUCAAGAAGGAAUGGGAUCAGACCUCGGCGCAGCUCCGGGAUCGCAUCAAGGCCAUCGAGGCCUGUGGCAGCUCCGGGAGAGGAACGGAGGAGGCCAACUCGCUUCCUAGGCUCAAUGGCGCAGCCCAGGACGGGCUUGCUUUGCUUCGUUCUUUGCAAUUCAGGCUUGAUCUCCUCGCCCAGCAGCUCCCCACUAUGGAACAAUCCCAAUCCGAGCAAGCCACGCUCAAUUCUUGGAAGAAUGAGUACCAAAGUUUGCAUUUGGGCCUUCGGAAUGCUAACCUGCAAGCUAAAGCGAAUAUCCGAAGGGCUGCGCAAGAAGAGAGAGAGCUUCUUUUAGGAAGUGGAGAGGAGUCUACAAUUAGGAGAAGAAAUUUACAGACAAAGGCUGGAAUGACAACUGCAGCUGAAAGCAUUACAGAGAGCCUACGUAGAACUCGUCAAUUGAUGGUUCAGGAAGUGGAAAGGAGUGCAAGCACUUUGACAACUUUUGAGGAAUCAACCAGUGUCUUGAAGAAGGCUGAGAGUGAGUACAAAGGACAUCGCUCUCUGUUGGCUCGCACACGAAACUUGCUCUCCGUGAUGAAACGUCAAGAUGUUAUGGACAGGGUGAUCUUGGUGAUCGGGGUAUUGUUAUUCUUAUCUGCCGUGCUGUAUGUUGUCUCAAAACGUGUUGGGUUGCUUACGCUGCAAAGAAAGCUCAUUUCUGCAAUUAAGUCAGGUUAUGUUAGAAAUGAGGGAUUGGGAAAGGACCUGUACAAAAUGGAAGCUGGACAACUCUUAAACCAACAACAAUUUCACAGAGAUCAAAUUCCUGAGGUGUGAAUGGCAGGUGGCCCUAUGUCAACUUUGUUUUUACUAUUUUUUGCAGUGUAAUUAAGUAUUUGUAUACUUAUGUAUCUGGCUUUUGUUUUCCAAUUAAAAAAAAUUAAAAAUUA